This is a messenger RNA of Nelumbo nucifera (sacred lotus), 1112 nucleotides long. Its product is annotated as Chaperone DnaJ-domain superfamily protein. Gene Ontology annotation, biological process: protein refolding. The record is from RefSeq and is a predicted model, not a curated record. NCBI's taxonomy places the organism in Eukaryota, Viridiplantae, Streptophyta, Magnoliopsida, Proteales, Nelumbonaceae. Gene Ontology annotation, cellular component: cytoplasm.
CCCAAGAUACAAGGCCUAAUCUUGAGAAGCAGCGAGGGCUUGGUAUCGGAGGAGAGCGAAGGGAAUGCCUGAAAAAUGCAGGUAUACCUCUUAGUGAACCCGAGCUCCAUCAAUGGUGGAGCUGGGGUAUCAGCCGGCGUCAAGGGAAACCUCUUAGGGGUCUCAUGGAAGCAAUCGCAUCGAUGGAGCCGUCGAACAGUUGUGGCGUCAGCGGCCAUCAAUGGCGAGCAGGACCACUAUGCCGUGCUGGGCAUCUCAUCUAGUGCUUCCCCUGCCGAUAUCAAGAGGGCUUAUCGUCUUCUCGCUCGAAAGUAUCAUCCUGAUGUUAGUAAGGAUUCACAAGCUGGUGAGGUUUUCAAGAGCAUCCGUCUUGCAUAUGAUGUGUUAUCUAACGAAGCAACAAGAGCUCAAUAUGAUGGCACACUUAAAUUUCAGGAAAACAUGGGCAGGCCAUGGAAGAGGCAUGUCCCUGAAUUUGAUGAAGAGAUCAGGAUGUACAGGUGGGCCGAGUUGAGGAAGCAGAUGUGGCGUGACAGGUACAGGCAACAAAAUUAUGCUAGUGAAGAGGAUUCUUCCUCGGAUGGUGAAACAGAUGACAUGCAUGAAGAAGAAAGCCCCGACAACGAGAGAGGACCAUUUAGUGAAGUCCUGAGAUCCGCCUUCUUCACUCUGUUCCUUAUGAAGGCUAUUGGAUCUCGGUUGUCUCUGACACUUUGCAGCCUGAAUGCAUUGCUUGACAAGAAGUUGGAUGCUGGAUAUAAAAUAGGUUAUCUAAUUGCAUGGAUUAUAGGUGGUACAAGAGGUAUCCUGCUUACAUUAUCCCUGUCAUUCACAAGUUGGCUUUGUGGUAAAACCAGUAGCAGCAUUGUUGCUGUGGUGGUGGUAGCCAUGUGGGUGGGUAUGAACCUGGGACCGUAUGCUCCACUUCCACAGGGUGCACUGUUAACACUAUUGUACAUGUCCAUUAAGCUUCAUGUCGAUUUAAGCUAAGUCUACUUCAUUCGUUGCCUGUAAUAACUAAUAAAUGCUUGUACAUUUCCCACCUUUCUAAGACUAAGAUCGUGUUGUAUAUAUAACUUCCUGUUUGGUAAAGCUAGCAUUUUUUCUAUCGA